GGGUUUCACCAUGUUGCCCAGGCUGGUCUCGAACACCUGAAUUCAAGCAGUCUCUCUGCAGGAUGUGGCGCACGAGGGCUGGGGCCGUGUAGGGCGACUAGCAGGGCCGCGGGUGCUGAGCCCCUCGCGUCCCAGCGGCUCCUCUUCCUGGCUUGCUCUCUGGGCGGAGCCGGGGCGGUGCUGCGCUGGGCGGGCCGGAGGGGCGGUGCUGCUACCCCGCAGGGCUGCGACGCGACUCUGGGGCUGGCUGUCUCCUUCCAGAGGAGCUGGGCGUGAGCGGCCGCGAUGAGCUGGGAGCUGCUGCUCUGGGUGCUGGCGCUGUGUGCGCUGCCCCUGCUCGUUGUGCAGCUGCUGCGCUUCCUGCGGGCUGACGGCGACCUGACGCUGCUAUGGGCCGAGUGGCAGGGGCGACGCCCAGAAUGGGAGUUGACUGAUAUGGUGGUGUGGGUGACUGGAGCCUCGAGUGGAAUUGGUGAGGAGCUGGCUUACCAGCUGUCUAAACUAGGAGUUUCUCUUGUGCUGUCAGCCAGAAGAGUACCUGAGCUGGAAAGGGUGAAAAGAAGAUGCCUAGAGAAUAGCAAUUUAAAAGAAAAAGAUAUACUGGUUUUGCCCCUUGACCUGACCGACACUGGUUCCCAUGAAGUGGCUACUAAAGCUGUUCUCCAGGAGUUUGGCAGAAUCGACAUUUUGGUCAACAAUGGUGGAAUAUCCCAGCGUUCUUUGUGCAUGGAUACCAGCUUGGAUGUCUACAGAAAGCUAAUAGAGCUUAACUACUUAGGGACGGUGUCCUUGACAAAGUGUGUUCUGCCUUACAUGAUCGAGAGGAAGAAAGGAAAGAUUGUUACUGUGAAUAGCCUCCUGGGUAUCAUAGCUGCACCCCUUUCCAGUGGAUACUGUGCCAGCAAGCAUGCUCUUCGGGGUUUUUUUAAUGGCCUUCGAACAGAACUUGCCACAUACCCAGGUAUAAUAGUUUCUAACAUUUGCCCGGGACCUGUGCAAUCAAAUAUUGUGGCGAAUUCCCUAGCUGGAGAAGUCACAAAGACUAUAGGCAAUGGUGGAGAUCAAUCCUACAAGAUGGCAACCAGUCGUUGUGUGCGGCUGAUGUUAAUCAGCAUGGCUAAUGAUUUGAAAGAAGUUUGGAUUUCAGAACAUCCUUUCUUGGCAGUAGUAUAUUUGUGGCAAUACAUGCCAACCUGGGCCUGGUGGAUAACCAACAAGAUGGGGAAGAAAAGGAUUGAGAACUUUAAGAGUGGUGUGGAUGCUGACUCUUCUUAUUUUAAUAUCCUUAAGAGAAAACAUGACUGAAAAGAGCGCCUGUACUUUUCAAGUCACUGGAGGGAGAAAUGGAAAACAUGAAAACAGCAAUCUUCUUACGCUUCUGAAUAAUCUGAGACUAAUUUGUGAUUUUACUUUUUAAUAGAUAUGACUUUGCUUUCAACAUAUAAUGAAAUAAUAAAUAAUAAAAGAUUGCCAUGAAUCUUGCAAAAAA
This is a messenger RNA of Sapajus apella (tufted capuchin), 1489 nucleotides long. RefSeq names its product dehydrogenase/reductase 7 (gene DHRS7). Gene Ontology annotation, molecular function: oxidoreductase activity. The record is from RefSeq and is a predicted model, not a curated record. The coding region runs from base 286 to 1305 and encodes 339 amino acids. Lineage: Eukaryota; Metazoa; Chordata; Mammalia; Primates; Cebidae. The transcript is spliced from 7 exons.